AUGUUUUGGCUCCAUGCGUUCUCACAUGGCAAAAGCCUUUUUUCGUUCGAUUGCAGCUCCAAGAGCUCAGUCGGCAUCCAACAGAUUGAAUACCAAAAUAACUCGGGAGGUUACUCCCAGAGGCUGCUCAACGUCAUGGAUGAAGGCCGUCUCGUCCUCUGCACUUGUGUGGCUUCUGCUCUGCUGGCAGCGCACUGGCACAUAUCAAAGAGGGACGUGAAAGCCAUGAUCUGGCACCUGGCGGGAGCCUUUCGAAUCCUGGAGAAGACAGUUUCUGGCUCCGCCCCGGAAGUGCCGGAUCUCAGCCUCUUGGAUCGCCGAGUUGAGACGGAGUUGGGCCACGUACGUGUGGCCAUGUUCUUGGAUUUCACCAGACUCUGCAUUCACCCCACCUUCGUGCUGCUCCUGGUGUCUGGAGCGGAGUUUGCCCGCGAGCCCAGCUUCUGCUGUGGGAGCUGGCUGGCGGGCUUGUCACUUGUGUAUCUUGCCUACUAUCCGCUUCUUCAAGGCUGGGUCACUAUGACGCCUUCUCGCAUGGUCUCGGGGAGGAUCCUCCUGCGCACGGUCACUUGGGUAGCCGCAGUUGGAAGCGGUUUCGGUGACAGAGACAGCUUCCCGGGACGCAUGGGCAUCCUUCUUGGAUCCCAUGUGUUGACGUCCAUACUCUUUCGGGCCGGAGCAGGGACUGUAAUUGACUGCUUGUGCACGACUGUCGUCUGGAUGUGGGCCACGACACAGAUCUAUGGCCAGAAUGCAAUGAACCUUUGGCUUGUGGUGUUCCACCUGGCUUUCCAGCUGUUGGUGUGCAUCGGUGUGCCGUUCUUGCUGGAGCGUACUCUGAGGGAGCGCAUCAUCAUGUCCUUCCAGUCGCAGGACUCCAACUCGCUGAUUGCUGGCUUUCGUCAGAUUUUGAAAGGAGUUUGUGAUGGCGAGUUGCUCUUGGACAACAACUUCCAGGUUUGCGGCAGCGCCCCAUGCCUGCAACGCCUGCUGGCAAGCAAUAAGGACUUCACGGGUUGCUGUUUUCGAGAGCUCAUCGACGACGAGCUGUCGCAGAGUCUGUUCGACAGCUUCUUGGAGGCGAGUGGACCUACGGGGCACGAGGUAGCCCACGUCAGCAAGGAAGGGGCGCCCCGCUGCCUCCGAGUCCCCCUCAGGGAUGGAACUGGUCCGCGUGCGUCGGUGGACGUCUUUCACGUGCCGCUGCCACCCAGUCUCUAUGGUGCAAAUGCGACUUUCCAUCUGCUCGCCAUGGCAGAAGACAUUGAUUGCCGGACGCAUCCCGAGGCAGACCCGACUUCCCAGAACGCUCUCCCGAGCAGCCUCCUGGCAAACAGAGGCGCCUCGUCACAGCGGUCCGAAGCGAGCACUGAGACGCAGGUGCAAUGCUGGGAUGAACUCGCGGAGAUGACGCUCUUGUUGAACACCGGUACAGAGCUCAUGGACAUUGAGGAAGCCCACUUGCGAUUUGAGCGCCACACUCACAAAGCCGAGGUGCGACUGGGCAUGCCCACUUUGAAACGGUUCGCCCGCCCGCUGGACUGGUGCGGCAUCGAGGGCGCGCUCCGCCACUACACGCGACAGGUCCGCAAAACGCAGGCGCGCGGCGAGGCUUUGCCGAAGCAGGUGCUGCCGCCGCUGAUGCUCCGCGAGUUGAGUAACUCGAGGAAGCACAUCCUAGCCAGGUCGGUGACCAUCAGUUCUCCGUUUCAGCAAGACAAGGACGAGCCUGUCUUCCUCUACAUGCACAUGAUGGACUUUAGGGCACCAGGCCCUGCGAAGUCAAUGCCGCUGGCAGCCCUCAAUGAGCGAGCGUUGAGUCAGCCGUCGGAGUUGCCCUCAGAACCAUCAGGCCAGCGAAGGCGGCGAUCGAAACGCGAGCAAGCCAGAGGAGCCCCCCCUACGGAGUUGGAGAGUGAAGCUGGUCAGCCAGGGUGA
Symbiodinium natans is the source of this 1938-nucleotide messenger RNA. Lineage: Eukaryota; Dinophyceae; Suessiales; Symbiodiniaceae. The record is from the annotation of a GenBank genome assembly.